GGCAGCGGCAGCAGCAGCAGCAUCAGCAGCGGCGGCGGCGGCGGCGGCGCCCGAGCCCUGAGGCGGCGGCGGCGGCGGCGGAGGAGGAGGAGGAGGCGACGGGCCGCGGCCUGCGGACUACGGGCAGCCGGGGCGGGCGGGCGCGCCGGCGGACAGUGGGCCGCGCUGGCGGCGGCGGUGGCUGCGAUGAUGGAGAUCCAGAUGGACGAGGGCGGCGGCGUGGUGGUGUACCAGGACGACUACUGCUCCGGCUCGGUGAUGUCGGAGCGGGUGUCGGGCCUGGCCGGCUCCAUCUACCGCGAGUUCGAGCGCCUCAUCCACUGCUACGACGAGGAGGUGGUCAAGGAGCUCAUGCCGCUCGUGGUCAACGUGCUGGAGAACCUGGACUCGGUGCUCAGCGAGAACCAGGAGCACGAGGUGGAGCUGGAGCUGCUGCGCGAGGACAACGAGCAGCUGCUCACCCAGUACGAGCGGGAGAAGGCGCUGCGCAAGCAGGCCGAGGAGAAAUUCAUCGAGUUUGAAGAUGCCCUGGAACAGGAGAAGAAGGAGCUGCAAAUCCAGGUGGAACAUUAUGAGUUUCAGACCCGCCAGCUGGAACUGAAGGCCAAGAACUACGCGGAUCAGAUUUCCCGCUUGGAGGAGAGAGAGUCCGAGAUGAAGAAGGAGUACAAUGCCCUGCACCAGCGACACACCGAGAUGAUCCAGACCUACGUAGAACAUAUCGAGAGGUCCAAGAUGCAGCAGGUUGGGGGAAACAGCCAAACCGAGGGCAGCCUGCCUGGGAGGAGUCCUCGCCAGUCGUGGAGGAAAAGCAGGAAGGAGCGCCCCACCUCUCUGAACGUCUUCCCCCUGGCCGACGGCAUGGUACGUGCACAGAUGGGGGGCAAGCUCGUGCCUGCGGGGGACCACUGGCACCUGAGUGACCUCGGCCAGCUGCAGUUGAGCUCCAGCUACCAGUGUCCACAGGACGAGAUGUCCGAGUCGGGCCAGUCUUCCGCGGCUGCCACGCCCAGCACCACGGGCACCAAGUCCAACACGCCCACGUCCUCCGUGCCCUCGGCGGCGGUGACGCCGCUCAACGAGAGCCUGCAGCCGCUGGGGGACUACGGCGCCAGCACAAAGAGCAGCAAGCGGGCUCGGGAGAAGCGCAACAGCCGCAACAUGGAGGUCCAGGUCACACAGGAGAUGCGGAACGUCAGCAUAGGCAUGGGCAGCAGUGACGAGUGGUCUGAUGUUCAAGACAUUAUCGACUCUACCCCGGAGCUGGACAUGAGUCGGGAGCCCCGUCUCGAUCGCACGGGCAACAGCCCAACCCAGGGGAUCGUGAACAAGGCUUUUGGCAUCAACACUGACUCCCUGUACCACGAACUGUCGACCGCGGGGUCGGAGGUCAUCGGGGACGUGGAUGAAGGAGCGGACCUGCUAGGGGAGUUCUCAGUGCGCCAUGAUUUCUUUGGAAUGGGCAAGGAAGUGGGGAACCUGCUGCUGGAGAACUCACAGCUUCUAGAAACCAAAAACGCUCUGAACGUGGUGAAGAAUGACCUCAUCGCCAAGGUGGACCAGCUGUCCGGGGAGCAGGAGGUGCUGAAAGGGGACCUGGAAGCUGCCAGACAGGCCAAAGCCCGGCUGGAGGGCCGCAUCAAGGACCUGGAGGAAGAGUUGAGGAGAGUGAAGUCAGAAGCCAUCAUCGCCCGCCGCGAACCCAAAGAAGAGGUGGAGGAUGUAAGCAGCUAUCUCUGUACAGAAUUGGACAAGAUCCCCAUGGCGCAGCGCCGCCGCUUCACGCGGGUGGAGAUGGCACGUGUGCUCAUGGAGCGGAACCAGUACAAAGAAAGGCUGAUGGAGCUUCAGGAGGCCGUGCGGUGGACCGAGAUGAUCAGAGCAUCCCGAGAGCAUCCGUCUGUCCAGGAGAAGAAGAAGUCCACCAUCUGGCAGUUCUUCAGCCGCCUCUUCAGCUCCUCCUCCAGCCCCCCUCCGGCCAAGCGCUCCUAUCCCUCGGUGAACAUUCACUACAAAUCACCCACCACGGCCGGCUUCAGCCAGCGCCGCAGCCAUGCCAUGUGCCAGAUCUCGGCUGGUAGCCGGCCUCUGGAGUUCUUCCCCGAUGAUGACUGCACUUCGUCCGCCCGCCGGGAGCAGAAGCGCGAGCAGUACCGGCAGGUGCGCGAGCACGUGCGCAAUGACGACGGGCGGCUGCAGGCCUGCGGCUGGAGCCUGCCGGCCAAGUACAAGCAGCUGAGUCCCAAUGGGGGCCAGGAGGACACGCGGAUGAAGAACGUGCCUGUCCCCGUGUACUGCCGCCCUCUGGUGGAGAAGGACCCAACCAUGAAGCUGUGGUGUGCUGCGGGCGUCAACCUGAGUGGGUGGAAACCGAGUGAGGACGACUCCGCGAAUGGAGUCAAGCCCCCGCCAGGCCGUGACCCUCUGACCUGCGACCGGGAAGUGGAAGGAGAGACCAAGAGCAAUCACACGUCCCCCGAGAAGAAGGCAAGAGAGCUCCCCGAGGUGGAUGCCACCUCCAGCCGCGUGUGGAUCCUCACCAGCACCCUGACCACCAGCAAGGUGGUCAUCAUCGAUGCCAACCAGCCGGGCACCGUGGUGGACCAGUUCACCGUCUGCAAUGCCCACGUCCUGUGCAUCUCCAGCAUUCCAGCGGCCAGUGACAGCGACUACCCUCCGGGGGAGAUCUUCCUGGACGGCGACGUAAACCCAGAAGACUCCAGUGCAGACGGUGUGCUGGCGGGUAUCACCCUGGUGGGCUGUGCCACCCGCUGCAAUGUGCCACGCAGCAACUGCUCCUCCCGAGGGGACACCCCGGUGCUGGACAAGGGCCAAGGGGAGGUGGCUGCCGUCGCCAACGGGAAGGCCAACCCAGCUCAGUCCACGGAAGAGGCCACAGAAGCCACGGAGGUGCCAGACUCUGGGCCCAGCGAGGCGGAGGCAGCUGCGGUGCGGCCCGGGCCCCUCACGGAGCACGUCUUCACUGACCUGGCCCCCACCCCGGCCCCCAGCACCCAGCCUGGCAGCGAGAACGGGCAGGAGGCCGACACGGGGGGUGUGCAGCCACAGCCAGAGCCCAGCGCAGACCCUGCGGGGGCCAGCACCAGCGCUGCCCCCACUAUGUGGCUGGGAGCCCAGAACGGCUGGCUCUACGUGCACUCGGCUGUGGCCAACUGGAAGAAGUGUCUGCACUCCAUCAAGCUGAAGGACUCCGUCCUGAGCCUGGUGCACGUGAAAGGGCGAGUGCUGGUGGCCCUGGCAGACGGAACGCUGGCCAUCUUCCACCGAGGCGAAGAUGGCCAGUGGGACCUGAGCAACUACCACCUGAUGGACCUGGGCCACCCACACCACUCCAUCCGCUGCAUGGCCGUCGUGUACGACCGCGUCUGGUGCGGCUACAAGAACAAGGUGCACGUCAUCCAGCCCAAGACGAUGCAGAUCGAGAAAUCAUUUGACGCCCACCCACGGCGGGAGAGCCAGGUCCGGCAGCUGGCGUGGAUCGGCGACGGGGUGUGGGUGUCCAUCCGCCUGGACUCCACGCUGAGGCUCUACCACGCCCACACCCACCAGCACCUGCAGGACGUGGACAUCGAACCCUAUGUCAGCAAGAUGCUGGGCACAGGCAAGCUGGGCUUCUCCUUCGUGCGCAUCACAGCCCUGCUCAUCGCGGGCAACCGCCUCUGGGUGGGCACCGGCAACGGCGUCGUUAUCUCCAUCCCGCUGACCGAGACCGUGGUCCUGCACCGAGGCCAGCUCCUGGGGCUCCGGGCCAACAAGACCUCCCCCACCUCCGGAGAGGGGGCCCGUCCGGGGGGUGUCAUCCACGUGUACGGCGACGACAGCAGUGACAAAUCAGCCAGCAGCUUCAUCCCCUACUGCUCCAUGGCCCAGGCCCAGCUCUGCUUCCACGGGCACCGCGACGCCGUCAAGUUUUUCGUCUCCGUGCCAGGGAACGUGUUGGCCACUCUCAACGGCAGCGUGCUCGACAGCCCGUCCGAGAGCCCCGGGCCGGCCGCCCCUGCCUCUGAAGCCGAGGGCCAGCAGCUGAAGAAUGUGCUGGUGCUGAGUGGCGGGGAGGGCUACAUCGACUUCCGCAUCGGCGACGGAGAGGACGACGACACGGAGGAGAGCGCGGGGGACGUGAACCAGGUGAAGCCCUUGCUGUCCAAGGCCGAGCGCAGCCACAUCAUCGUGUGGCAGGUGUCCUACAGCCCCGAGUGAGGCUUCGGCUUCCGGCGCCCCUCCUGCCCGACGCCAACGUGUACAUACGACCCCGCCCGCCUGCCCACUGCCCGCCCUGCGGGCAGCCCGGCGCCAGCCCCUCUUCUAACCUCUCAACCUGCAGCUUUCACCUUAACGGCCGGGCGUCCCCGACAGCGGGCGGCAACGUGGGUCAGGGAGGCAGGGAAUCCGGGUGGCGCUCUCACCAGGAAGGGGAAGAACCUCUCCAGACAGACGUGCUUUCCCCGGCAGCUUGUGGCCGGCCCCCCAUCCCAAGUUCCCACGUCCCAGGGGCCCUUUGGGGCCAGAGCGAGGCAGGAUCCCGUGGUAGGUCAGGCUGGGAGGAGGCCCUACAGGCAGCUCCCAGCUCCCCCCGGGGCCCCCCCACUUCCCGUGCUCCUGGAGCAGGAGGCAGGGAUUUCCGCCCGCCAAGUCUUCCCAGCCGGAGCCCACUAGCCUUUGCCUGCUGCCUGAAGGGGGGGCCUGACCCUAGGGGGGCCGGCCCAGCCACUAGCCUUCCCUGGACGCUCCCCACCCCGCUCCCUGCCACCCCGGGAACUGGCAUGAAAGCGCGUGACCAGCCUGCCUAAGGCAGAUGCCCUCUUUCUGCUCGCUGUGUCGGGCAGGAGACCCCCCCCCUGGCAGGAGCAGGCUCUGGAGUCCUACCCAUCCCAGAAACCCCUAGGGUGGAAUUUCUCAGGCUGCCAGGGCAAGCCCAGGCCUCAGGAAGAAGGGGGAGGCCCCUGGCCUCUCCUGGGGUCGGUCCUAAGAUACAGGCUCAGCCUCAGGGUGACGGGGGAACUUGUCUGGGGACUGCCUCCCACAGUUUCCAAGGAGCCCAGCUCCCGAGACACACUCUAAGUGCCUAGGGCUGGCAGUGUGGCCGGCUCUGGGUGUGGAUGGCCACUUGCUUUGAGGGGUGCCGCCCUGGACUGCUGCUCCCUGAACCUACUGGAGAGGGGCGCUGGUUGGGGCAGCCCCCGGCCCUGCUGCCCACCCACCUCCCACCAGAGAAGCACACAUCUCCGGCAGCCUCCCCAGGAGCCCAGCCGGCCUGGCCACAGCCCCGUGCAGCUGCAGGCUUCCCCCCACCACCCUGCCACCCUCCACUGUGAUGUACGUUCAGUCCCUUGUCUGUUCCCACAGGCCCGUGCAGUGACUCGGGGGCUAGCUGGGUGGGUGCGGCUGGGGGGAGGGGCUGGGCGGACAUUCUCCUCAGGCUUUGGCCCUGCAAGCAAACCCACGUAUCUGCUCUGUAUGUAAUAAAUGUCUUAACACGUAGCUCUGUGUCCCUGGGCCCAGACCGACGUGAGCAUAAGCACUUCACUUUAUUGUAAACAGAAGUGCCGGCGAGCCUCAGCGCUGGC
This is a messenger RNA of Neofelis nebulosa (Clouded leopard), 5588 nucleotides long. It is a transcript of the gene MAPK8IP3, whose product is annotated as mitogen-activated protein kinase 8 interacting protein 3. The transcript is spliced from 33 exons. Gene Ontology annotation, molecular function: signaling receptor complex adaptor activity; kinesin binding; JUN kinase binding. Gene Ontology annotation, biological process: vesicle-mediated transport. NCBI's taxonomy places the organism in Eukaryota, Metazoa, Chordata, Mammalia, Carnivora, Felidae. Gene Ontology annotation, cellular component: cytoplasm. The record is from RefSeq and is a predicted model, not a curated record. Bases 187 to 4221 code for a protein of 1344 amino acids.